AUCCGAUCAGGUGAUAACAUCACAUCUCUUCUACGUCACACGGCGCUUCCUGUCCUGAUUAGCAGAUCCGUCUGGUCUGAGAUGAUACGAAUCGUUAUUGGACAAUUUCAAAUCAUCCGUUUGACGUGACAGUGUAGGUCGUAUUGUGACAUCACGGAUUGCAAAUGGCGGCCGCAUUUAAAGGGUUGUUAACCGUAUUCGAUUUGUUAGAGUAUUAUAACAAAGCCGAAAGGUAGUAUAGAAUAAUAAACAUGAAGUGUAAAAAUAGUUUGGUGUUGAGAGCAAUCUGUCUUUUCACCACGGGUGCAUUUCUCUCUUUGGUUUUGAAUAUGCUUCAGAUUCAGCAUCAUCUUCCAUCCUUCAAACACAAACUGGUAUUAAAACUCCUCUAUUCAUCCUGGUGGGUUCCCACGAUUUGUGGAAUUGGAUCGGCAAUUGUAGGAUUGUUGUAUCCGUGCUUUGACAGUAAACUUGGUGAACAACUUUUGGAAUCGCCAGAAUGGUCAAAAGUGAUGAGAUGCAUCACGCUAUUUGUUGGCAUUAAUCAUGCUACCACAAAAAUAAACUUUUCUAGCAAUUUAGAACUGUCAAUAUCUUUGGCAGUUUUGUCAAUAGGUCUGUGGUGGGUGUUCGAUCGCACCCGCAGUGGUUUUGGAAUGGGAAUUGGCAUUGCCAUUCUGGCGACACUGAUGAUUCAGAUGUUAGUACAGCAUGAAUUCUGCAAAUUUACAGAGAGAGAAUUUUUAUACAUCAGAUCGUGGCUUCCUUCCAUUGUCUUUUCUGGAGGUGUUACAAUAGGAAACAUUGGACGAAAAUUAGCAUUAAUCGAGGAAGAGAAUGGAUCUAAAAAACAUCAGGAGUAAAUGAAGCAUUGAGUGAAGAAGAUUUUAUUAGAAUUUGUAGUCAGGGACUGUUUUUUUGUAUUAUUUAUUACUUUUAUAAAUAUAAACUGGCUUGUACAUACGUUUAAACACAAAUGUGCUUUUGCACAAUGUAUAUAAAUUCGGAAAAAUAAAUAAUUUAUUGGA
Centruroides sculpturatus (bark scorpion) is the source of this 1028-nucleotide messenger RNA. Its product is annotated as insulin-induced gene 2 protein-like. Lineage: Eukaryota; Metazoa; Arthropoda; Arachnida; Scorpiones; Buthidae. Gene Ontology annotation, biological process: SREBP-SCAP complex retention in endoplasmic reticulum; SREBP signaling pathway; cholesterol biosynthetic process. The transcript is spliced from 6 exons. The coding region runs from base 252 to 863 and encodes 203 amino acids. Gene Ontology annotation, cellular component: SREBP-SCAP-Insig complex; endoplasmic reticulum. The record is from RefSeq and is a predicted model, not a curated record.